Osmerus eperlanus (European smelt) is the source of this 2424-nucleotide messenger RNA. RefSeq names its product CKLF-like MARVEL transmembrane domain containing 6 (gene cmtm6). The transcript has 5 exons. Bases 336 to 887 code for a protein of 183 amino acids. NCBI's taxonomy places the organism in Eukaryota, Metazoa, Chordata, Actinopteri, Osmeriformes, Osmeridae. The record is from RefSeq and is a predicted model, not a curated record. Gene Ontology annotation, cellular component: membrane.
ACAGGUAGGGUAUGAGUGCGCGCACUUAGGUGUGCCGUAGGUUACGGCAGAAUUUACCUACUUUUCUCCUACAACUUUCUUGAUAGUUUAGGAUACACUACAUGGGAGGGAUUGCAAUAGAUGCUGUAGAUUUUCUCCAAUUGUUGCAACACGUCUGUUUUUAAAACUCUGCUCGCUAGCCGCCCACCUCAUUCAGCCGGUGGGGUGGAGACUUUAGACAACACGCGGAAGUUGAGUUGAAGAUCGAAACAAAAGACACCGUGAACUAUUGUAGAGAGAAGUUACUUCACGAGUAAUUCUUUAUUGCUGAUUUAACCCAACAAUACACCAGUAGCAUGGCGUCGGUGGACCAAGUCUAUAGUUCAACAACUGUACCGGAGACCAAGUCCAGAAACUGUUUCACAGUGCCAAAUGAGUUUUUAGGUAAACCACGGUGUCUGAUAAAACUUGUUGAAGUGCUCCUGUCGUUUGUAGCGUUCAUCCUGGAAGAGGUGGUGACAAACUGUGCGAGUUGUGGUUCACUCUACUUCUUUGAGUUUGUCAGCUGCGCAGCCUUCCUCUUCACAGCCCUGCUCCUCUUCCUCCUCACCACCAAGUGGCAUACAAGAGUGGGCAUCAACUGCUGGUCUACUCUAGAUUUUUGGUACACUGCCGUGGUCUUGGGCUUGUUCCUCUUCGCCUCCAUCUUCUUUGCUGCUGACAAUGGAGGGACGGACCUGGAGAAGGCUGCAGUGGCCUUUGGAAUCCUGUCCUCCAUUGCUUUUGCAGUGGAUAUUGGGAUUUUUAUAAAACUGGAAGGACUUCCUUUCAGAGACCAGACAGUCAUAAGGAACAGGGAUUCCAACAGCGGGCCAGCAGAAGUAGAGAAACUCAACACAGAAGAAUAGUUCACACUACUUGUGUGGAGACCACUCGAUAUUGCAUCAAAAUGGUUGUAACAUUAUGUAUUUAACAUUGAUAUCUAAAGGACAGAGGGCUUUUUAAAUUACUCAAUUUUGAACCUGUUUUUUUCGUCCAAAACAUUCCCUGUGAUCAUUCCCGGGUUGAUAUUUUGUUCGGAGCAAUCCUAAUUUGUAAGACAUGUAGUGCUUCCUCCCUGUGAUCAUUCAGCUUUCCCUAAGCAGUGACCAUGACCUCCCAGACUGACUUAAGUAGAUGGGCUUCUAUCCCAGUGUAUCUCUCUCUGUGUUUGGUUCUGCUUAUCUCACACUUAAAACACAGAACUGGAAGAACCCAAUUUAUACACUAUACAGUAUAAAAUAUUUGUAUUUUCAUAUUUUUGAGUUGCUAUUGUUAUUUAUAUUUUUGAAAAACUACACAAAUACUUUUUAAAUUGUUUUUAAAUAGUUCAUUAGGUUUGUAAAAAAAAAAACACAAAUCAAAACUUUCAAUCACAUUGUUGAAGUUAUAAUUUAUUUUGGCGUUUAUACUGAAAUUGAUUUGUCUAUAGAGAUUACAACUUGUGUGUUUUAAAUGAUGUAUUCUGCUGUCUUAGACUUGUCUAAGGCUGUUGACCAGCCAUACCCAUCGCCCCUAUUGUGGAGUUACACCUGGAUGGCAAGCAGAUAUAUAGUGAAUACCAUUCUGUUGGGAUUCCAUCAUUUUCUUUUCAUCAGCAUGACCUUGUGUGCCUUAAUGAAUAUAGCUUUGUAUGUGAAAGUGUGGAGUAUGCUGAUAUUCAGACCAAAUAAAUCUGUGUCCCUAAACUUAAGUUUACAUUUAUGUAAGAGGCAGUGAUGUCAGACAUGUUCAAUAGAAAUGUUUGCCCCCAUUUUUGGUUUGUAUUUAGUUGUGCCCAUUUUAUUGCUAAUGUUAUGCCCAGUACAGGAAGGGACUGCAAUACGACUAGACAUGCUAUUGCCAUCUGCUGGAUUAGGGAAAAUUACCAAAAUAUCCGACUAACCGAGCUUUGCAGCCUACAUUUUUUGGGGAAGUGAUAAAGACGAUAAAGAUUUCACACGCACUCAUAGUCCAUAGUUGUGUUUUUUGGAUUAGCUUGUGAUUUACCUGACAGCAUGUUGAUAUACUAAGUGACUUUGCGGUCAACCUUGCCGCUAACUAAAGGAGAGCAUCACUGUCAAGAGACUGGAGUACAUGGACAACCAAACCCCAGCUCUCUUAGCCUAGCCAGUGUGUCAGAAUGAAGGAUUCAUUUAAGGAUUGAUGGGAUGUAAUGUAAAUUUAAGACUACUGACAACUGUCUUGUGAAAAUCUGGCAAAAAAACAUGCUGUUAAGUACCAUGUUAAAUGUGUGAGUGGCUGAGUGUCAUGUCAGUGUGGUAGUGUAGUGUUUGUUAGAGAGAUAAUCUAUUGGAUGCAAGUUAGGUCACAUGGUCUUGAGGCUGUAAAUCUAUAAGUAGGUGUCCCUUCUCUGUAAACUGUACCUAUCCACGUUUAUAUCAUACAAUAAAUACCUGAAUUUUG